CCCGAGGGAGCCGCGCAGGCGGAGGCCGCCGCCGGAGGGGACGAGCGCCAAGAGCCAGGCGAGCAGAGAGACAGCGAAGGGAGACGCCGAGAGCGGGACAGAAAGAGCGCCCGGCCGGCCCCUCCGCCAGCCGCCCGCUUCCGCCUAACCACCGCCGCGCUUCUUCCGCCUCCGGAAAGUAGUCCCCUCCCUCCUCCCCGCGCGCCGCCCUCAGCAGGCUCCGCCGCCGCCGCCGCGAUGGCGCUGAAGAGAAUCCACAAGGAGUUGAACGACCUGGCACGGGACCCUCCGGCACAGUGUUCCGCGGGGCCGGUUGGAGAUGACAUGUUCCAUUGGCAAGCUACAAUAAUGGGACCGAAUGACAGUCCCUAUCAGGGUGGAGUGUUCUUCUUGACAAUUCACUUCCCAACAGAUUACCCCUUCAAACCACCUAAGGUUGCAUUUACAACGAGAAUUUACCAUCCAAAUAUUAACAGUAAUGGCAGUAUUUGUCUUGAUAUUCUACGGUCACAGUGGUCUCCGGCAUUAACUAUUUCAAAAGUACUUUUGUCCAUCUGUUCUCUGUUGUGUGAUCCCAAUCCAGAUGAUCCUUUAGUGCCUGAGAUUGCACGGAUCUACAAAACAGAUAGAGAAAAGUACAACAGAAUAGCCCGAGAAUGGACUCAGAAGUAUGCGAUGUAAUUAAAGAAAUUAUUGGAUAACCUCUACAAAUAAAGAUAGGGGAACUCUGAAAGAGAAAGUCCUUUUGAUUUCCAUUUGACUGCUUUCUAUGAGCCCCCGCCUCAUCUUCCCCCGUGCACAUGUUUACCUGAUACAGCAGUGCUGUGUGUUGUACAUACUUGGAACAACGAAAUACCGUAUUCCAUACCAACAUUGACUCCUAGCAAAGAAAUGUGUGUGAAAAGCCAGUUCUUCCGUUAAAAUCUAGUUGUGAGCAUAAAAGCAUUCCCAAGAUAUUUCAAUUGGGUACGGAAAAAAAAAAGGCGGUGGGGGCGGCGGGGGGGGCGGCGGUUUCAUUUGCUUCUUGGGGACUUUCUGUGACUUGAAAGAUGACUUCUUUUUAAAAAGGAAAGCGGAAUCCUUUUAAACUCAUAACUGUAGUGAAAACUGAUGUGAAGAACUUGAAGCUGUUUCUGUAUUUUAUUCUGAAGGACCUAUUUAGGUAAAUGUAUGACCAACAAGAUCAAACUGUACCCACAUCCUGUAUUGAAGGUCUAAGUUGAACUGGUCACCAUUGAAAUGCAUUGGAGCUAUUAGUGCAUUAAGUGAUGUUGAUUUGUUUUUUGUUUUGUUUCAACUCUGUUCCCCAGGUCCCCCCUUUCAUAAUUUUGGUUUGUAAGUGUUUUCUCAGUUAACAUAGCUAAUAGCUCUUAUUUUCUUAAGUUUUUAACUGCUUAGGUCUUUCUGGAUGUAAGGGUAAAAAUUCAUUUGACAGACUUGUGUAUAUUUAAAGACCCAACUGCUCCCUCGGAGCUUGUACGUUCAAGAAUAAUUAAUCUGUGUAAUAAACUGAUUACUACAGUCAUUACA
Eublepharis macularius is the source of this 1530-nucleotide messenger RNA. RefSeq names its product ubiquitin conjugating enzyme E2 D2 (gene UBE2D2). Gene Ontology annotation, cellular component: nucleus. The transcript is spliced from 7 exons. Gene Ontology annotation, biological process: ubiquitin-dependent protein catabolic process; protein K48-linked ubiquitination. Lineage: Eukaryota; Metazoa; Chordata; Lepidosauria; Squamata; Eublepharidae. Bases 238 to 681 code for a protein of 147 amino acids. The record is from RefSeq and is a predicted model, not a curated record. Gene Ontology annotation, molecular function: ubiquitin conjugating enzyme activity.